Messenger RNA from Closterium sp. NIES-67, 1976 nucleotides. NCBI's taxonomy places the organism in Eukaryota, Viridiplantae, Streptophyta, Zygnematophyceae, Desmidiales, Closteriaceae. The record is from the annotation of a GenBank genome assembly.
GGCUGGGUUUCUGACAUGGUACAUCAGAGCCAAAGGUCUUGGGUUCAACUCCCAGUGCCAGCGCUGCAGAGGCGCUCGUGUCUUCCACCUAUCCCAGCGGGGGGGGGGGUGUUGAGUGACCCGCUGGGGUUGCCCUUGAGAUCCUCGGGAAAGGGCCACAGUUCACAUGCAGAAGCACAAUUUGUGUUCCUUUCUGUGCUCCCUUUCUUGUAGCUCCUCCACCAGUCCCAUCUUUCAGAUUCACAAGCCUGGGUGCAGUCACCCUGUAGCUAUUGCACAAUGGAUUCCGUACAAACCGCACUUAGUGAUGCCCAACGAAAGCUGCAACAGCUUGGCCCAGCGCCAGACGCCGCUGAUGUGGAUUUGGCAGAGAAGCGGAUGGUGGAGAUCGAGAGGCGCCUCGCCGCCACCCUGACUCAGCUGGACGUGGAGAGCCCCCCAGACUCAGUUAGUGGCCAGCAGUUCCUACUGCUUCAGGAGAAGCGCAAGGAAGUGGCGCGGGAGGAGGCGGAGGAGCAGAAGCGUCCGCACAUGGCGCUGUUGGAGCGCCACCGGCAGGUGCUGCAGCUGCAGGAGGUCGUGCAGCUGGCGCAGGCCGCGCUGGCGGGGGGAGAUGACGCAGCAGGGGAGGCGGACGGGCAGAGUUUGUCGCAGGCGAUAGCAGCAGUGGGUGCGGGCGCUGACACUGGGCCUCGCAGCGCGCGGUACCUGAAGGCGGCGCGGGACAGGGGCGUGCUGCAGGCGAUGCAGGCGGCGGCAGCGGAGAGCAAGGAGAGCCUGGACCUCAGCAACCGCUGCAUCGACUGGCUGCCGGAACCGCUGGCGCGGCUGGGCAGCGUGAAGGUCGUCGACCUGUCAGGCAACCAGAUCGAGGUGCUGCCAGACGUGCUGGGAGGACUGACCUCGCUCACCUCUCUCAACCUGCAUGCCAACCGCCUCUCCACGCUGCCCGCGUCCAUCGGGCUGCUGUCCGCCAUGCAGUCCCUGGACGUUUCCACCAACUGCCUGCAGCGCCUGCCAGACUCCAUCGUCAACUGCAGUGCGCUCACCUCUUUGAACCUCAACUUCAACAACCUGGAGAAGCUGCCUGACCGCUUUGGCUCGGGCAUGCCUCAUCUGACCCGCCUUUCCCUGGCGCUCAACAAGCUCACGGGCAUGCCCGAUUCCAUUGGCGACCUGGCGUCGCUCACCUUCCUCGACCUGCACUUCAACCGCCUGCAGUCGCUGCCGUCCACCAUCGCGCACCUCUCAGCGCUGCACACACUGCUCCUCUCCGACAAUUUCGCUGACCUCACUGACCUGCCGCCCGCCCUGGGCCGCCUGUCGUCUCUGCGGCACCUGGACGUGCGCAACAACCAGGUGCACGCGCUGCCCGUGGAGAUGGGGCGCCUCACCGCACUGGAGCGCCUGCAGCUGGAGGGCAACCCGUGGCAGAGCCCCCCGCUGGACCUGGUGCAGUGCAACGACACGUACCUCGUGAAGCUCUUCCUCGCUGACCGCCUGCGCGAGCAGCAGCAGCUCGCAGACGCUGCUGUGGGGUCGGCGUCAUGGAUGGCAUGGUUUGGCAGCCUGCUGCGUGACCUGACGUUUGUGCAGUGGCUCAACUCGGUGAUGGCCGGGACUCCCAUGGGCAGCCUCGCUGGCCCCAACGUGCUAGGGCUCGAGGCAGCAGGCAGCGCUCACAACGGCGUGGAGAUCCCCCUCACUGGUGCGGGCUCACAGCAGGCGCUGGUGAAUGCAGCAGAGAAUGGAGGACAGGCGGGAGCAGGCAAGGGACAGGAUGUGGUGCUGCACAUGGGGUGACAUGGAUGCAAGUGCUUUGUCUUCCAUCCAGACUGCUCUUGCAUGCCCAGCUAAUAAACUCCGCUAUUCUGAGGCUGUAUACCAUAGCUCUUGUUAUGUUUAUACUCUGGAAAUUGGCCAUUGCUGCAUGGAUGGUGUAGUAGUGUAGUUGAAACGUGUAUGAGCUAAGUUGU